AUCAGCGUCCUUUGCUUUGCGUCGUCGUCGGCCAUUCAACGACUUCAAGCGUCAAAACGUUUAUGUAACAUUUUUCCAAAAGUCUGAACGAGUAUCUUUGUCCCGUAAAGGGUAAAAGUUCAUUUUAAUGCAUUCAUACUUUUGUUUAACAAGCUGUCAGCUGUAUCAUAAUGUAGCUAUCGUUUUCUGUUACACGCCGGUCGACGAUAGCUAUUAGCUUUGUUAACCACUCUGUAUCCUGCUGCAUGUAACCACACAGGCCGUGUGCUGCUUUGUUUUUAACAAUGUAUCCCUCUUGGGGAAAUUACGGUGCACCUCCAUCGCAAAGCUAUGGUGGGCCAGGGCCUCGUAAACCUCCGGGUGGCAGCCAUACUAGCACGGCUGCAGGGUUCGGCGGGUUCGAGGCCUCGCCUGGGGGUUCGCUUUUUUCUAGCCUUCAGGAACAACACCUCCAACAGAUGCAGCAGCUGCAGAUGCUGCACCAGAAACAGCUUCAAUCUGUGUUGCAUCACGGGAACAGUGGCCCUGCGUACGGCGGCGGGGGUGGUGGAUAUUCGGGGUCAUCGUGGCAGACAGAAGGGUCAGGGCAUGUAGAAGGUGGUGAUGGUGCUCAGUCGUAUUAUAAACCAGAAGAGACUUCGGGUCAGACGACGCGAGGUCCCCCAGCUCCGAAACAGGGUCUUCAGCAGCCUCCUCCGCCUCCACCACAGCCGCACCACACCGAACCCCAACCGGUUCCUCCCCCUCCAGAGUCCCAGCCACCCAAACCUCCAGAAAACAAUGGUACAUCCAAUACCAAAGAUGUCAACAACAAAGAUUCAUCUGCAGUAGAAGACAACAAAUCUUUACCCUUGCAGGAGCAGCAGCAGCUUUGGUAUAAGCAACAUCUUCAGAAUCUACAAAAACUGAGACAAGAGAGGAGCAAACAGUUUCAGAAGGAGGGUGAAGCCUCUAUGCCACCGCAACCCUCUGCAAGUAAAGCACUUCCUCCUCUCCCACCCUCUGACCCACCAAAAAACACACCACCUCCACCCCCUCCCAAGGAAGAACCCCCUGUGCCACCUCCACCUCCUGUGGAAGUAAGGAGUGAAAAUGUAGGAAACUCACCUACAUUUACAGACACACCCGAGGUUCCAAAAGAUCCAGAAGAAGCUGCCCGUCUCCAGCAACUGCAGGCAGCAGCAGCACAGUGGCAGCAGGUGCAACAGCAGAGAGCAGGUUUACAAUACCAAGCUCUCAUGCAACAACAUGAAAAGCUUCAGCAGAUCCUGGAGCAAUACCAGCAGUUGAUUCAGCAAUCUUCUAACCUGCAGUCAAUGUCUGCUGAAAUGCAGCUCAGGCACUAUGAAGUGCAACAGCAGCAGUUUACUCCUUUAUUCCAAGAUUGGGAUCGCUCUUUUGCCUUGUGGUAUGAACAGUUCCAGACAUAUCCCCACAAAGACCAACUUCAGGACUAUGAGCAUCAGUGGAAACAGUGGCAGGAGCAGAUGAAUGCCACUAAUGCUCACCUUCAAGAAAGGGUGGCUACCCUUACUGCCAUGGUGCCAUUUGCCUCAAGUCAGUAUAAGAGUGCAGUGAUAGGACAGUUUGGCCAGUACCCUGGACAAGAGAUGCAAAUGCAGCAGCAGGCAUUAAACCCAGGUAUCCAGCAGACUGCACUUGCUGCUGGGCCCAAUACUGCGGGUCAGCCCCCUGGCUUUGGAGCGCACUCAGAAUCACACACUGGACCCCCUGUUCAAGGAAGUGUUCCUACUAGCGUAGGAGUCAGGCCCCCAGGUCCCCUGACUGUGCCACCGCCAAGCUUCAGCAGUGUUGGAGGGCAACGGGUAAGCAGAUUUGACCAACCACCACAAGAUUUUGAUGGUCCCCCAAGGUUUGAUCAACCACAGCAGCGAUUUGAUGGUCCUCCAAGGUUAGACCAGCCACAGCAGCAUUUUGACGGCCCUCCCAGGUUUGAACAAUCACAGCAGCACUUUGAUGGCCCCCAAAGGUUCAACAAACCACAGCAGCGUUUUGAUGUUUCACCUCGAUUUGACCAACCACGCCAGCGCUUUGAUGGUCCACAUAGAUUUGACCAACCACGGCAACACUUUGAUGGUCCCCCCAGAUUUGACCAGCCACGCCAACGCUUUGAUGGGCCACCCAGAUUUGACCAACCACGGCAACGCUUUGAUGGUCCCCCCAGAUUUGACCAGCCACGGCAGCGCUUUGAUGGGCCCUCUAGAUUUGACCAACCUCGAUUUGGACAGCAGCCUAGAUUUGAAUCCUCGAGGCCCCCUGGCCCUUCACCUUGUACUGAAUCUCCUGGAGCGCCUCAUCAAAAACAACCAGGUCCUCAACCUAAGACAGAAGCAGCAACUCAGCAACCUGCUAAAAAUGUGUCCAAGACUUCAGAAAAGACAGCUGGUGAGCCCCAGUCUGUUAAAGAAAAAAAUGAACCAGAUAAAAAGACAAAGGUUGAAGACUUGACAGAUGACAGUCUGCUAGGAACUGAGGGCUUUUUUGUUCAAAAUGACCCUAUUCCUCAGACGUUACCCGCUAGCACAGACUCAGAGGAAAAGGAUGGCAAGAAUUCAUCUGAUGUUAAUGAAAAACCUAAACCUGGUAAUAAUAAGCCGCCCGUGUCGACUGCCUCUGCUGUGGUGGCAAAAACUCCCGCACAAACCUCUGUCAAACAAGAAGGACCGUUGACAGACAGCAAACCACCCCAGAUUCAAAAGCCAGCUGGGAUCCAACCACAAGGUUCAGGUCAGAUGCAGGCAAGGCCAGAACCUCCAAAGCCUCCCUUGGGGAGGGGGCGGGGUCAGCCCCUAUUGUGUGGUCGGGGGCGUGGACAGAUGGGUUCUGGGGAAUUCAGGGGACCAAGCACUGUUCCAGCUGGGGAGGAGAUUGGAGAAAUGCCAUUUGACUAUAGGCCACCUGAAGAGAGUAUGGGGAUGCCGGAGGAGCAAGAGGGCUACCACUGGCAAAAUCCUUCGUACGAGGAAUUUGGUGAUGAUGAAUCAGAGAUGCCUCCUGAAGAAACAUGGAUGCCAGAAGAACAUUACUUUCAAGAAGAUGAGUAUUAUGAAGAGCCCAUAGGACCGCAUAUGGGAAGAGGCAGACCCCCAAUGAUGAGAGGAGGGGCCCCACUUGGAAGAGGAGGUCAACCAAUGGGCAGAGGGGGACCACCAAUGGGGAGAGGAGUUCCACCCAUGGGAAGAGGGGGUCCUUCAAUGGGCAGAGGGGGACCGCCCAUUGGCAGAGGGGGUCCGCCCGUUGGCAGAGGAGGUCCACCCAUGGGCAGAGGAGGUCCCCCCAUGGGCAGGGGAGGUCCACCAGUGGGCAGAGGAGGUCCUCCCAUGGGCAGAGGAGGCCCUCCCAUGGGUAGAGGGGGACCUCCCAUAGGCAGGGGAGGUCUACCAAUGGGUCGAGGUGAGCCAAUGGACAGGCACUGGGAAGAUGUUGAGUCAGCUGAGUACUCAGAGGAAGGGGACCCUUACUGGGGAGAAUGGAGGCCUCCAAUGAGAGGGAUGAGACCCCCAUUUCCACCUGGACGAGGUCGUCCUCCACGUGGGCACCCUGGUUUUAUGCCCCCAGGACGUGGACGCCCACCCCACCCAGCACACGGACCAAUGGAUCAUGAGCGAUUAGGACAUGAAUUGGACUCUGAUGAUACCAAUAUUGAUCCAUCAAUGCACUCAGUGUACCAUGGACAUGACCCUUAUAGCCAUCCAAUGCACCCUGAUGUAGGAAGAGACAGGCGACGCAUACCACCACCACCUCAUGAAAUUAUGGAAGAGCCAUUAUAUGAUGAAGAAAGAGAGCAGGAUUGGCCUCCACAACAUGGCAGAGGCCCUCCCCUGCCUCCUCAUGAGAUAAUAGAUAGGGGAGGAAAGAGGGGGCGACCUAUGGGCCGAGGAAUAGCAAGGGGCAUGUGGCGGCCAGGUCCAGCACGUGAGGAAUAUGAAGAGGGGUAUAGGGAGGGUUACUCUGUGGAUUAUGAUCACGGGGAAGAUGGGUUUCGCUGGCGUUCAGCUAAGGACUAUCCUCCUGAUGACUACCGUCAAGAUGCUAAGUACUUUCAGUCUGAGUGGGAUAGAGAACGUUCUCUUUCUGAAAGAGACUAUCUUCCCCGCAUGCUACCACCAGAACACAUAAGAGAUGGGCAAUGGCAAGAAGAAACUGAGAGAGGCCACUCUUAUGCAUAUGAUGAUCCUGGUAGGGGAAGAGGAGAACUCAGAAUUCGUGAAUACGGGGAUGAACCACCAUACAGACAAGAAGAGGCACCACUUUCAGACUGGAAUAGGCCCUCAAGGCUUCCUCCACCAUCAGAGAGGGGCUAUCCUGAUUAUCCAGACCAUAGACUCCGCUAUGAUGAGCACAGAGAGGAGCCCUCUUUGGAUAUACUGCCUCCUCCACCGCCUGCUGCAUGUGUCACAGAUGUGUCUGAGAAUUCACCUGAACCAGCAGCUCAAGGAGCAAGUGGAGCAAAUGUUCUUGCACUGUCCCAACGUCAGCAUGAGAUAAUCUUGAAAGCUGCUCAAGAGCUUAAACAAAUAAGGGAACUGCAGGAGUCAAAGACCCCUAGCACAGAACAACAGCCCAGUGAAACUCUGCCUGAGCUACCUGCUGGUCUCCUUGGUUUGGAGAUUCCACCAGAUGUUAGGAAUGUUCUGAAGGGUAUGACUGCAGCUGCACAGACUGCUGUUACUGAACCAGUUUCCUGGGAAAACAAAUCUGUAGAUUACACACCAUCUCUCUCUGCUGCACCCAUACCUCAGAUGAUUCCUAAGACUGUUGAUUAUGGACAUGGGCAUGAGCCUGGUGCCACUGUUGAGCGCAUUUCUUAUGGGGAGAGAAUAGUCCUGAGGCCUGACCCGCUGUCUUCAGACAGGGGCUAUGAAAAAGAACUGCUUGGCCUCAGAGACCCUUACAGCAGAGACCCAUAUUAUGAAAGACGAUCAGACCCGUACAUGGAACGCAGAGAGUACAGCCGAGAGAGGGAAUUAUACAGAGAAAAACCUCCUGAAUAUGAAAGAGAGAGAUUUGAGAGGGAACGCUUUAUUUCACGUGAGAGAGAUGACAGCACACAUGUCUUGGUUGAAGAAAGGUCUCCACUGGCUCCUGCUCUGCGCUCAGGAUACAGGGAUAGAGACAGAGAUGUUCGAGACAGUGAUCGAAGUGGCAGUCGUGAUCCAGAUGAGCAUUAUGGAAGACCUGGCUAUGACAGAGCUCCAUAUGAGCGCUCCAGCCUUGACCGCAUUGGGCCUGAACGUUACACCUCACCUUACAUGGACAGAAGAGGUUUUCCAGAGGACAGAGGGCCUCCUGCUGCAGCACCCCUCCCACCCCCACCACCAGCCCCAAGAGUUGAGAAAAAGCCUGAAAUCAAGAAUAUUGAUGAUAUUCUCAAACCACCUGGAAGAUUAUCGCGACCUGAGAGGAUUGUCAUCAUAAUGAGAGGUCUCCCAGGAAGUGGAAAAAGCCACGUUGCCAAGCUCAUACGGGACAAGGAAGUUGAAUGUGGUGGUGCACCUCCAAGAGUUCUUGUUUUGGAUGAUUAUUUCAUGACAGAAGUCGAGAAAGUUGAGAAAGACCCAGACACGGGGAAGAGGGUCAAAACCAAGGUUCUUGAGUAUGAGUAUGAGCCAGAGAUGGAGGACACCUACCGGAGCAGUAUGCUUAAAACAUUCAAGAAAACUCUGGAUGAUGGCUUUUUUCCCUUCAUCAUUAUCGACACGGUUAAUGACCGAGUUAAACAUUUUGAUCAGUUCUGGAGUGCAGCCAAAACUAAAGGCUUCGAGGUGUAUGUGGCUGAAAUCACGGCUGACACUCAGACUUGUUCAAAGAGGAAUGUCCACGGGCGCACUCAUAAAGAUAUAUCAAAGAUGUCCAACCACUGGGAAUCUUCACCACGUCAUAUGGUGCGCUUGGAUGUCCGGUCCUUGCUUCAAGAUGCUGCUAUAGAGGAGGUUGAAAUGGAAGACUUCAACCCUGAUGAUGAGCCAGUGGAACCCAAGAAGGAGGAAGAAGAAGAGGGCGAUCUGGGUUAUGUUCCGAAAAGCAAAUGGGAGAUGGACACAUCUGAGGCCAAACUUGACAAAUUGGAUGGUCUGGUGAGUGGUGGGAAGAGAAAACGUGAAGGUGAACAAUCGUCAGACCUGGAGGACUACCUUCAGCUGCCAGAUGACUAUGCUACACGCAUGUCUGAACCAGGAAAGAAAAGGGUUCGAUGGGCUGAUCUUGAAGAGCAAAAGGAUGCAGAUCGCAAGCGUGCUAUUGGUUUUGUGGUGGGUCAAACAGAUUGGGAAAGAAUAACAGAUGAGAGCGGCCAGCUGGCACAAAGAGCUCUCAACCGUACAAAGUAUUUCUAAGAAGAUAACAAUCUUAUCCUACAGUUCGGUUUAUAGAAAGCUGUCCAGAAUGUGAACAUGCUCCAGCCUAACGGUGGCGAAAUGCUUAUCGAGAGGAUACUACCAAUAGUUCUCAAAUUCUUUGUCAAGUAACUAAUGAUACAAAAUCUGCUCCACCCCCUCCUCCCACUGGAUAUUCACAUUGUAGUUCGUAGUUUAUCAUUUGUGCUACUGAUGUCCAUGCAUUCAGUCAUUAUUUUGCUUUUUAUCUUUAAUGCUUCUGUUUUAUACUCUUCCAGCUUCAUGUACUGUAAACCUGUUGCACUGUUUUUCAUCAGUGUGUAGUUGAAAGAGACAAUAAAAGUUUCUCCAAACUUUCAACUUGAGAGUUAUCAGUUGGGUUUCAUGAUAAAGAAACUCAAUAUAAUGGCAAAAUUAAAAAACGAAAAAAGCAUGUUGGUCAAACCUACCUGUAUUUAUAUUUUUAUCUUAAAAGGCUCCUUUUUUUAACCCUAAGUAUGUGUUGGCUUCCAUGACAGUUUGAUCAGACUGAAGCAAAUUUCAGUGUGACCCCCGUUCCAUGAAGUGAAUUUGUGCCUCUAGAUUCCUGGAACCCCUAACUGGUUAAAUGAAGCAAAGUUUAAAAUAAGUUUUUUCCUUAAUUUCAUGGUUUUUACUUUGUAAAGUAAAUGCAUAAUUUAGAAACUUAGAAACACCAGAUCACACAUUUUUAACAAGCUUUAUUGGUCAUUAAAGUGGUUUUAUGUUGGAUUCCUAAAUGACUACGAUGACAUUUUCCUUGUUAACAUUUUCACUUUGUCAGAAGUAAAUUGUGUACCACACACACACACACACACAAUUAAUAAUUUCUGAUCACUUAUAUACAUUAUCAUAGUUAACAUUUAAUAUUAAAAACGGUAAUUUAGUGUUUGCAGGUGUAUUAAGACAAAUUAUAAAUACUUAAUACUUAAGCAUUUAAAUUGUCUGAGGAUUUUCAGCCUCCAGCUUAAAAUGAUGCUGUUCUUUACAGAAGAGCUCGUUCAAUUAGAUUUUUUUUUAAGCAAUAUAGUUGCUUCUCAGAGUAACAACAUGAAAGCAUGUUUGCAAACUUAUAACAUCGUUCUUUUUUUAUGUUCAGAACUUGAUGUGGAAAAAGUCCUCAUGCACAGGACCAAAUGUAUGUUUUUAGGUUGGGGUUUUAAUUUUAAAUUGAUAUUGUUC
Messenger RNA from Melanotaenia boesemani (Boeseman's rainbowfish), 7556 nucleotides. RefSeq names its product YLP motif containing 1 (gene ylpm1). Bases 285 to 6356 code for a protein of 2023 amino acids. Gene Ontology annotation, biological process: regulation of telomere maintenance. Gene Ontology annotation, cellular component: nucleus. The record is from RefSeq and is a predicted model, not a curated record. The transcript is spliced from 23 exons. NCBI's taxonomy places the organism in Eukaryota, Metazoa, Chordata, Actinopteri, Atheriniformes, Melanotaeniidae.